Molecule: messenger RNA, 900 nt
Organism: Coregonus clupeaformis (lake whitefish)
Lineage: Eukaryota; Metazoa; Chordata; Actinopteri; Salmoniformes; Salmonidae
Product: isotocin-neurophysin IT 2
Exons: 4
Coding region: 69-539 (156 amino acids)
Cellular component (GO): extracellular region; secretory granule
Molecular function (GO): neurohypophyseal hormone activity
Source: RefSeq, a predicted model, not a curated record
CUGGGAGUCACUCCGAAACGAACAAACGCAUUCGCCUUGUGCUGUACAUCGGGAGAUCAGCAAUAGAGAUGACUGGAGCCGCCGUGUCCGUGUGUCUACUUUACACCCUGUCUGUCUGUUCAGCCUGCUACAUCUCCAACUGUCCCAUCGGGGGCAAGAGGUCCAUAAUGGACGCUCCACAGCGCAAGUGCAUGACAUGUGGACCAGGGGACCAGGGCCGCUGCUUUGGCCCCAGUAUCUGCUGUGGGGAAGGGCUGGGCUGCUGGAUGGGCUCCCCAGAGACGGCACGCUGCAUGGAGGAGAACUACCUGCCCACCCCCUGCCAGGCAGGAGGGAGACCCUGUGGAUCUGAUACAGGACGCUGCGCUGCACCGGGAGUCUGCUGUGACUCAGAGGGCUGCAGUGUGGACCAAUCUUGUCUGGCCGAGGAGGAAGGCAACAAUCAAAUCAGCCAAUCAGAGGGCAACGACUCUGGUGACGUCAUCCUCAGGCUCCUGCACUUGGCUGGCCACACCCCUCCUCAUCGAGUCCACCAAUGAGCUGCAAGUGACACCAGGGUUCCAAUCACUUGAGAGAUAGGUUGAUAGGAUUUGUAGUUCAAAGUUACCUAGUUGUAGUUCAUUGUACAACCCACCUAUUUCACCCACCCAUUUACUGGCCUCCUUCUUCAGUAUAUUGGCAACCUCAGUGGAUGGGACCUAGCUAAGAAUUUAACAUUUAAUGUAUUAUCAAACACUGGAGUUAAAUUCUUAGUUAGGACCCUGAGCACUCCUCUGUAGAUUGCCUUUAUAUUGCAUACUUAAAUAUUGUAGCUAUGUACUGUAUGUAUAGAAAUAGCUGUAAUAAUUAUUACACGUGUAAAGAGUUCAAAUGUGUAUGUUAAUAAAGCUUGUGAUAGUA